Molecule: messenger RNA, 555 nt
Organism: Fusarium sp. VM40
Lineage: Eukaryota; Fungi; Ascomycota; Sordariomycetes; Hypocreales; Nectriaceae
Source: the annotation of a GenBank genome assembly
AUGGCAGAACACAAAGUCAACUUCAUCACGGGCAACGCCGGCAAGUUGCGCGAGGUCAAGGCCAUCCUCGAGCCUGAGAUCGAGGUCCUCAGUCAGCCUGUGGAUCUCGAGGAAGUGCAGGGCACCCUCGAGGAGGUCACAGUGUCCAAGUGCCGCAGAGCCGCUGAUUUGGUGAAAGGUCCAGUUCUGGUUGAGGAUACGGCGCUGUGCUACAAUGCUCUCAGUGGACUCCCCGGAGCAUACAUCAAGUGGUUCAUGACUUCAAUCGGACACCAGGGCUUGAACAACUUGUUGGCUGCUUAUACUGAUAAGUCUGCUGAAGCCGUCUGCACUUUUGGAUACUGUGCCGGACCUGGCGAGGAGGUCAUUCUGUUCCAGGGUCGUUGCCCAGGCAAGAUUGUACUUCCUAGAGGCCCCCCCGACUUUGGAUGGGAUGCCGUCUUUGAGUACGAGGGCCAAACAUUCGCCGAGAUGGACAAGGCAGAGAAGAACAAGAUCUCCCACCGUAGUCGAGCGCUAGCCAAGCUUCAAGCUUGGUUCAAAGAGCAGAAGUAA